Messenger RNA from Didymodactylos carnosus, 252 nucleotides. The record is from the annotation of a GenBank genome assembly. NCBI's taxonomy places the organism in Eukaryota, Metazoa, Rotifera, Eurotatoria, Philodinida, Philodinidae.
AUGAUAUUAAGGUUAAAAGUUGGAAUCCACUGUACUCUGGAAUCCAAUAUUACUCAAUAUUAUCGUACAAUAUUAUUGGGUGACCAAUAUUAUUGGUCUCAAUAUAUUGGCUAUACAAUAAUAUUGAGACUCGAUAUUAUUGGGUAUCCAGAAUAUUGUACAAUAUCUUCAGUAAUGAUUGGUAUUGGUACAUGCCUACAUCGUCAUGACUCUCGUGAACAGUUAUUUGGACAAAGGCCACGUCGUUUUUAA